GUGGGGACGGAAGUUUGGUUCCCGGACUCCGAUUACGCUCAGCUCAUGUUGAGGACUACUACGGUCCUACGGAUGACCGGACUAUCAUUCGAACCCUGCAAAUCAAGACGAAGAAGUACGCCAAGGCCUUUGACUCCCACAAGAGCCAAGACAUACUGAGGACUUCAUUUCUGGGCUCUUUCAGCUUUGGCCAUAGCACACAGCAUUUCGGAAACUGGAGCAACCAUGUCCAAGCCCAGGCCCUCAGCGGCAUAUUCUCAGUCUGAGGUACUAUACACAACACAGCCAUUUCUAGUAUUGCCAGAUCUCAGAGUCCUUAAUGAACAAGAUGUUGACUUUCUUGAACUCAAUCGGUGCUUUCACCUGCCUGUGCGAACUGUCCAAGAGGAGUUCAUCAACCAGUACUUCUUAUACUUACAUCCCUACUAUCCUUUGGUAGAUGAGAAAGAGUUCUGGGAUAUGUACAUGGGUCGAGAAAGAAGUGACGGAAAGAGAAAAUCAAUGUCCCUGCUCGUUUUUCAAGCGAUGCUUUUCGCAGCAUCUGCGUUUGUGUCGCCAGUAGUACUCAAGAAUGCCGGAUACACAAGUGUAAAAAUGGCACGCAAUAUCUUCUAUAGAAGGGCGAAGCUAUUGUUUGACCUUGGGGUCGAGAGUGAUGCAUUCACCAAAUCCCAGGCGGCUUUGCUCUUGACGUUCCAAUUCUCGGCGUUGGAACCACACGCAGGAAGCACUUGGCUCGCUAUCGCCAUUCAAAAUGCUAUCGUUGCGCAAGCUCACACUUUCCAAGCUCCGGGGUCGAGUAUAUCGCGCAAGAAGAGUAACAAGCGGCUAUGGUGGUCUCUAUUCUGGAGGGACAGAGUCUUGACUCUCGGUCUUCGAAAACCUUUACAGAUAACACCUUCAAGCUUCAACGUCAGUCUAGAUCCCAUCACUCCUGAGGAUCUCGUCGAUGAAGCAGAGAACUCUGCUGUGUAUGAUUCUAGAACGAAGCGCCAGCUAGCAGAUAUCAUAAACCACCAAUGUCGUCUGGCGGUCCUUCUGACAGAGACUCUUUCCAUCUGUUAUGGCCCAAACGCAUUCGACAUCACGUACUCGCUGGAUAAUUUCGAGAAAACCCUUUCUCAAAUCAGGACCGCCAAAAGUAAUCUCGCCGAUUGGAAGAAAGAAGCAGAUAUAGCCCUCCAUCCAUUUCUCAGUGGAACGGGGGCGCACCGAUCAACGACACUCAUAUCAAGUGUCGUGUACAUAUAUGCCUACGCUGCCCAGAUUGCUCUUGGAAAUCAUGAAGCUAUGAUGAUUGAACAGCGUCAAAAAGGAAUAAACGUCAUCGACGACGCUGUCCUUCGAAAUAUUGGCAAGGAUAUAAGCUAUGCAACAACGGAGACAACGAAAUUGGUCGGUUUCAUAGUUCAAGAAGGCCUGACCCAACAUCUUCCUAUUUCUGCGAUUGCGUACAUCGCUUACCCUCUUAUGCUGAGCUCUAUAGAUGAGAGGAUAGCACCCAAGGACCCCGAAUCAGAUGAAGAUCAGUUAUUGACGAGAUAUCACGCGCAAGCAAUGCACUUAUGCAGUAAGCGCUUUGAAGGUGCCGAAGAUAUCAGCAGAAUGAUCACGCAAAUCGUUCAGUCGACGCCCAUUCAGCUACCACUGCGCCCGCACUCGCAACCACCAGGGCGUCGGCAGUCAUCUGGAGCAGAGGGAGCAUUGUCACCACCAUCGAAGAGUCUUACGAAGUACUGGGAUGAGUUAUUCAUUACACGCCAGUACAUGCGGCUUCGACUUUCCCUUGACUAUGCCCUGAUUACUGGUAGGCCACCAACGGAACUGGACCUACCGACAUCUAUCCUUCACGACGUGGGGAUAAAGAGAUUGGCCUACGGGCCGAUACACAGCUUGUCUGCGACAACUCUGUACACGCCUCGCAAGCGUCGCGCAUCAGAAAGUGUUGCUGGCCUGCCGCGAGUUAUUGAGCUGGAUGAGAAGCUAUCAGACGAUGAAGGGCUAACGGAACAUGUUGAGAUAUCGAAUGAUCUCACCGCAACUAGCACUCAACUUGUACAGAGAGAGGGAAACAGUAUAUCAUCUCGGCCGCAUUUUGACUAUGAUGCAAUUUGGGCGGCUAAUUUGUUUGAGGAGAUUACAGAUAUGCGCUACACGACAACCCUGGUCAAUUGUAUCAUCAAAAUGAGACUCCCUUUCGCCGCCCUGGUCCUCACCGUCAUUAGCUCUGUCCAGUCAAGUCCCGUUGCCAAAGCUGAAAAACCACCACGAUUCUUUCUCAUUGGCGACUCAACUGUCGCCGUCGAUGGUGGCUGGGGUAACGGGUUCCUAUCAUAUCUAAAUGCCCCGGCCAAAGGCGAUAACCGAGGUGUCAGUGGCUCGACUACCGUAUCCUGGAAGUCCAAUGGUCGUUGGGACACCCUCAUCAAAGGCAUUGGUGCGGCGAAGGCUGAAUUUGAGCCUGUUGUGACCAUUCAAUUUGGCCACAAUGAUCAGAAGGUCAUGCAACUGGAUGAGUUCCAUACCAACUUGGUCAACAUUGGCAAUCAGAUCAAAGCGGCUGGAGGAACACCGAUCUUCAUCACGUCACUCACGCGCCGCACAUUUCAAAACGGUGAGGUUGUCCAGAACCUCAAGGAAUGGGCUGCCGAGACUAUUGCAGCUGCUGGGGAUGUCGGCGCCCAAUAUCUUGAACUCAACAAAGCCAGCACUGACUAUGUCAACGCCAUCGGAAACGAGAACGCGCAACGUUACAACUGGGGAGAAGGGGAUAGGACGCAUCUGAACCCAGCUGGCGAAAUUGUCUUUGGAAGAAUGGUAGUGGACUUGUUGCUGGAAAAGCGGGAGGACUUCUCAUCUUAUUUUACUCCCAAUAAGGCGCUUAGUGAUAAGAUUGCAAAGGGAGAGUUUGCUACUGGCGACGAGUAG
This is a messenger RNA of Fusarium redolens, 2928 nucleotides long. RefSeq lists its product as uncharacterized. The transcript has 8 exons. Gene Ontology annotation, molecular function: zinc ion binding; hydrolase activity; DNA binding. Gene Ontology annotation, biological process: DNA-templated transcription. The record is from RefSeq and is a predicted model, not a curated record. Lineage: Eukaryota; Fungi; Ascomycota; Sordariomycetes; Hypocreales; Nectriaceae. Bases 226 to 2928 code for a protein of 900 amino acids.